UGUCAAGGCUUUGGUUGGCUUCGGUGACGCAAAAAGAGCGCGCGGGUUGUGUUUGCCCUCUGUGGAGGCUUCAGACAUGGCCUUGGUAGCAGGAAGGCCGCUCUUGACGGCGGGACGGGGCUGCUGCGCCUUGAGAGCGGCCAAGUUCCACGCGAGUUCAUGCAAGAGCCUUCGCUAUGGCUGGCUGGCAUAUAUGCUGGGCGAGAGGACUACUCGGAGGUUUAACGAAAACAGCAAAGUCUUCACGGUGGAUGGCAACCUGCGCUCCGGCAAGGGCCAACUGGCAAAGCGAAUAGCAGAGAAAUUGGGUAUGCGAUAUUUUCCUGAAGCAGAUAUUCAUUAUCUGGACAAGAUCACCGGAGAUGGAAAGAUAUUGGAUCCCAAAUACAGCGGCAGUUGCAGCCUGGAGACAUUCUACAACGAUCCUAAGCAUCCAGAUGGGAACUCCUACCGGCUUCAGACCUGGCUGUACAGCUGCCGCCUCUUGCAAUAUGCAGAUGCUCUGGAACACCUUCUGGCUACUGGGCAAGGCGUCGUCCUGGAACGCUCUCCCUUCAGCGACUACGUGUUUGUGGAAGCCAUGCUUAAGCAAGGCUACAUUCACAAAAGAUGUAUAGAGCACUACAACAUAAUCAAGGGUCUCAGCAUUGAUGAGUUUUUGCCUCCUCACCUGGCCAUUUAUAUUGACGUCCCUGUCUCAGAUGUGCGGAAAAGGAUCGAAGAGAGAGGCAAGCCAUAUGAAAAGAAGGUGUCGUCUGCUUACCUUCAGAGCAUUGAAGAUGGCUAUAAGAAAUCCUUUCUGCCAGAAGUCAGCCAAACCAGUGAAGUCCUGCAGUAUACAGCAAGUGAAGCUGAACAGGUGGACAAGGUCCUUGAAGACAUUGAGUACCUGAAGUUUGACAAGGGCCCUUGGCUGGAGCAGGAUGACGUGACCUUUCACCACUUGAGGGUCCUGGUCCAGGACAAGUUCAGUGUGAUGGCUCCCACUGCAUUCCUUCACUACAUCCCUGAAAUCACAGUGGGGGGGCUCGAAUCGGACAAGAUCUACUAUGAAUUCAAGUCGCUCCCUGGGCGCAUGUAUGGCCCUGGUUAUAAUGCCGAUGUUGGAGACAAGUGGAUCUGGCUGAAAUAAGCCACCUCUUUUCAAGCUUUACCCGGAAGAUGGCUGCAGAUCAAUGGGAAUGCUGCCCUUCUUCAUGCAAGUGCUGUAGAGAAGCGGGGAACAUAUUCAUCCUUAUUCAGAACUGACAGAAGAGCCGGGCUCCCCGAUUAAGGUGGGAUCUCACUGUCCAAACCCCAGCUUCCUGUAUUCCAGGCCCAGAAAUAAAGUGGUUUACUCAA
This is a messenger RNA of Anolis sagrei ordinatus, 1341 nucleotides long. RefSeq names its product NADH:ubiquinone oxidoreductase subunit A10 (gene NDUFA10). Lineage: Eukaryota; Metazoa; Chordata; Lepidosauria; Squamata; Anolidae. The record is from RefSeq and is a predicted model, not a curated record. Gene Ontology annotation, cellular component: cytoplasm. Gene Ontology annotation, biological process: mitochondrial electron transport, NADH to ubiquinone.